Equus quagga is the source of this 2222-nucleotide messenger RNA. RefSeq names its product crystallin gamma S (gene CRYGS). The transcript has 3 exons. Lineage: Eukaryota; Metazoa; Chordata; Mammalia; Perissodactyla; Equidae. Gene Ontology annotation, biological process: visual perception; lens development in camera-type eye. The coding region runs from base 1612 to 2148 and encodes 178 amino acids. The record is from RefSeq and is a predicted model, not a curated record. Gene Ontology annotation, molecular function: structural constituent of eye lens.
AUGAUCAACUUAAUAAAAUGAAGCUGAUUGCUGAUAAACAUUGUUUCAUAUGCUCACUGGCCAUUUAGUUAGUAAUUAUAUCAAAAAAGAGCUUGAUUUUUAUUUCUAAAGUGAAAAUUAACCCUCAGAGUAUGUGUUAAUUCUAAUUGAGGUUUUCAUAGUUUUUAUAUUAAGAUGAAAUUCAAGCAAGCAAAGCAUUACCAGAUAAACACUGGAGUAGCAGAAGUAUGUUUUGGAAAUUGCUCUUGGUUAAUGAAAUUAGUGGUAAUAGAAAUUUUCUUUAAUGUUUAUAAAAUUCAUAAAACUAAGCAUAUAACUUAAUACUUUAUUUAUCAAUAAUCUUCAUGUCCAGGCACAUUUGCCAUUUUAUGAAUUGACCAUAAUAUAUCUCAGGGGCAUCCCAUUUAUAAAAGUAUUUGUUGGAUAGCUUUGUUAGUGGGAAGAAAAGGAAGUCAGACUUUUGAGAAGAAUAUACUGGACUAGGAAAAUUAAAAUGGAGAAGAGUCACUUUGUUGUUUCUUUGAGUUUCCGUAAGACAUAAUCUCAUUCCUAAAGUCAGAGUUGUAUUAAGUGCCAGAAAAUGUUCUCUAAACAGGUCCCAAUAUGAUAUCAUGGCAGAGAAAUGCCACCUAGCAGGUGGCAAGUCAGGCUUAGCUAAAUCUUUGCAAAUUCAGGAUUCUGCAGUAGCUUUCUGUCUUUCAGUCUACAUACUGUAGCACCCUUUCUUGUGGAUUAGAAUUUAUGUGUGUGUGUGUGUGUGUGUGUGUUUUGAAAACAUUUCAAACUUAAAGAACAAUUGCAGGAAUCUGAAUUCCCACAUACCUUUUGUCUAGAUUCAUCAAUUGUUAACAUUUUGCUACAUUCACUUUACCACUCUCUAUAUAGUAUUAUUAUUUUAUUUUUGCUCAACAGUUUAAGAGAGUAGGUUACAGACAUCUUGGACCUUAGUCCUACAUACAUUAGCAUGUAUUUCCUAAAAACAGACAUUCUCUUAUGUAGCCAUAAUGCAAAUGAUUAAAUUCAGGAAGUUUAACAAUAGUACAUACUAUUAUCUAAUACACAGUCCUUAUUAAAAUUUUUGCUAAUCACCCCAAAAAUGUCCUUUAUAAUGACUUUUUUCCCAAACACAAGGUCAUGCAUUGCCUUUAGUUGUCACAUAAGUUUUGUUGCCUUAGAACGUGUCACUUUUGUUGAGAAUUAGUGGGUGGUCUUUUGACUCAUCUCCUGCGAGCUUUGUUGAAGAAAAAAAGGACGUGGGGGAUUUCAAGGUGGCUGCUUGCUAGAAAACCAAAUUGCCCAGAUCAGAGGGACUUUUUUAAUCUUGAAAACUUUGUCUGGGUUUUGUUGUCUUGACUCAGCAAAGUCUAUAAUGCAGCAAGGCUUGGUAAGCAUUAAAGGGGGUACUGAAGCUUUGCUUUAUUUCAUAAUCCCAUUUGUUUUUCUAGAAACCAUCAAUAGCCUCUAAAUGACUGACUCAAUUUUUGGAUCCUAUUCUCAUGACUAAGCAAAUGUUUGAUUUGAAACCAGCCCAGUAUAAAUGUCUCUGUGCCUCUAACUCUCUCUGGCUGUUCCUGGAUUUCAGUACUGGGGAAACCAAUCUAUGCUCCAAAAAUGUCUAAAACUGGAACCAAGAUUACUUUCUAUGAAGACAAAAAUUUUCAAGGCCGCCAGUAUGACUCUGAUUGCGACUGUGCAGAUUUCCACGUGUACCUGAGUCGCUGCAACUCCAUUAGAGUAGAAGGAGGCACCUGGGCUGUGUAUGAAAGGCCCAACUUUGCUGGGUACAUGUACAUCUUACCUCGGGGUGAGUACCCUGAACACCAGCAUUGGAUGGGCCUCAACGACCGCCUCAGCUCCUGCAGGGCUGUUCGCCUGUCUAGUGGAGGCCAGUAUAAGAUUCAGAUCUUUGAGAAAGGGGAUUUUAAUGGUCAGAUGUAUGAAACCUCUGAAGAUUGCCCUUCCAUCAUGGAGCAAUUUCACAUGCGAGAGGUCCACUCCUGCAAGGUGCUGGAGGGUGCCUGGAUUUUCUACGAGCUACCCAACUACCGUGGCAGGCAGUACCUCCUGGACAAAAAGGAGUACCAGAAGCCCAUCGAUUGGGGUGCAGCUUCCCCAGCUGUCCAGUCUUUCCGCCGCAUUGUGGAGUAAUGACAUGGAUGGGGCCAAAUGCUGGCUGGCCUUGUCAUCUAAAUAGGCAUCAUAAAUAAAACAAUUGGCAUGCA